AUGAGCUCGAGGGUGCUCGCUUCGCGGGCCGCGCAGGCCCCUCUCAAGCGGCAUCCAGCCGUUGUAGGUACCGGUGAUGAAGCCCAUCCGACCCCUCGCCGGUGUUUCUCCUCGUCAUGCGAUCGCAGAGUUAAUCAGAGCGCCGAGUUCUCCUCCACCAGCCAAAGCUACGACCGCCUCGGCCGACGAGCGAAGGAGAAGUUGCUUGAUAGGGAUUUCUUCAUGAGCUUGUUGAACUCGGCAUCUACCAAGCGGGAAGCCAAAUCUUACCUUGCGCGGCUCAAGGCCCAACACCCGGCGAAAUCGCAGAAGAAACCGUCGAACACACCGAUCGAGCAGAAUAUCGUCGAAUCACUACCUUCCGGAGUUAAUCUGGGGUCUUUCUACGGCGCAUCGCGAUCUGUGUACCAGAGUCCUGUUUUUAGACAAGAUUCAACGCCAGCGCCGGCGCGUGAGGACGUACCAGAACGACUACACCUGGCCUUGGUCAAGAUCAAGACGCCUCAGCUGCUGGACGAUACCACCUUGAAUGGGGUGGCUAGAACGCUAUCACAGAUCAACCGGCUGGGUUUGGCCUGUUGUGUGGUGGUCGAUCCCGGCCCGGAUGGCGAUGCGCAUGCCCUGCGAAAGGUGGCUACAGAACAGAUAGGCCGUAUUGCGACAGCUGUCGAUGCUCAACCAGACUCGAAAUCCUCGCAUCUCUACUCGGUAUUGUCAUUCUCGGCGAAUAGACCAGACGUACCAACAGUUUCGUCCCGAAAACAGCUCCUGGGUCCCUUACGAGACGGUCAUAUUCUAAUCGUUGCGCCAAUUGCUUACACCGAGGAUACACCAAAGGCCGUGAUUGUUCCCGCAAACGAUGCCGUUCUUGCUUUGACAAAGGAGCUGGCGGGGCUGGCUACAAUGCCGGAUCCUGAUGAGGAUCCUAUGGUCACAGCUCAAAAGAUUGGUGACUUACAAAAGGAAGUGUCUUUGGACCGCGUUAUCCUCUUGGAUCCUCUGGGCGGCGUUCCAGCUUUUAGGGGACCCCAAACAUCCCACGCCUUCAUUAAUAUGGACCAAGAGUUCGAAAACAUUGAGCGUGAGCUGCUACAGGUUCGCAAGCCAGCAACUGAGAGCCAGGGGGCGAGUACGGCUGCAGAUCCAAUCUCAGAUAGUAACCCGCUCUCAAAGUUUACCAGCACUGAGAUUGCGUCUACGCCUGCUAAACAAGCGCUACUAUCUCUCAGUGUUGGCGAAGAUACUAUCGACGGCCACUUGGAUAACUUGCGGUUAUCACAACAAACACUCGCUAUGCUUCCGUCCGCAUCAUCUGGAAUCAUUACUUCUCCGGUCGAGGUUGCGAAUUCCGCGCGUUCACCCGAAAUGUCCCCAUCUGAGCUGUCAGUCGGCACCCGGCGACAGAGAAACCCUCUGAUCCAUAACCUUCUCACAGACAAGCCUCUGCUUUCAUCAUCUCUACCUCUGAGUCGACGCGCGCGCGGCUCGCUUCAUCUCCCUGCUCCUCCAACCACGUUCGUCAAGCGAGGCAUGCCUGUCAGCCUUAUUCCGGACCCUCGAGUCCAGAUAUGGACGGCACAGACGCGCCCGAGCAUGAACCUGGACGAUCCUACAAUCGAUCUGCCUCGGCUCUUACAUCUGAUUGAAGACUCAUUCAACCGCAAGCUUGACGUGAAGGACUAUCUCAACCGGGUAAACGGCCGCUUGGCUGGUUUGAUCAUUGCCGGUGAAUAUGAAGGCGGUGCUAUAUUGACCUGGGAGCUUCCUCCCGGCGUGCCAGACGACGGAAGCGAGGCCAGUACGGCUAGGAUGGUGCCAUACCUCGAUAAAUUCGCGGUCCUCAAGCGCAGCCAGGGUGCCGGCGGCGUUGCGGACAUUGUGUUCAACGCCAUGGUACGGACAUGCUUUCCCAACGGAGUAUGUUGGCGUAGCCGCAAGGACAACCCGGUGAACAAGUGGUACUUCGAGCGGUCAUUGGGAACUUGGAAGCUCGCUGAUACCAACUGGACUAUGUUCUGGACGACUCCUGAUCUGCCCGACCAGCCGCAGAUGUUCCGGGACUAUGAGGCUGUUUGCCGGAGCAUCCAGCCGAGCUGGGCGGAUGAUACAGGAGUUGUUGAUUGA
Molecule: messenger RNA, 2124 nt
Organism: Aspergillus mulundensis
Lineage: Eukaryota; Fungi; Ascomycota; Eurotiomycetes; Eurotiales; Aspergillaceae
Gene: arg2
Product: acetyl-CoA:L-glutamate N-acetyltransferase
Exons: 3
Coding region: 1-2124 (707 amino acids)
Biological process (GO): L-arginine biosynthetic process
Cellular component (GO): mitochondrial matrix
Molecular function (GO): L-glutamate N-acetyltransferase activity, acting on acetyl-CoA as donor; arginine binding
Source: RefSeq, a predicted model, not a curated record